Messenger RNA from Helianthus annuus (common sunflower), 785 nucleotides. Its product is annotated as SUMO-conjugating enzyme SCE1. The record is from RefSeq and is a predicted model, not a curated record. The transcript is spliced from 5 exons. Bases 106 to 588 code for a protein of 160 amino acids. Gene Ontology annotation, cellular component: nucleus. Gene Ontology annotation, biological process: protein sumoylation. NCBI's taxonomy places the organism in Eukaryota, Viridiplantae, Streptophyta, Magnoliopsida, Asterales, Asteraceae. Gene Ontology annotation, molecular function: SUMO conjugating enzyme activity.
AGGCUACGACUAUUUCAUAAGAAGAAAUAACCAAUACGCAAGCAGUAUCCCCACUUUCGCAGAGGCCGCAAAUCUUUGACACCCCACCGAUCGCCACAGCAAAUCAUGUCUGGCGGCAUAGCUCGUGGUCGUCUCACCGAGGAACGCAAAGCAUGGCGAAAGAAUCAUCCUCAUGGUUUCGUAGCGAGGCCAGAAUCUCUCCCCGAUGGUACAGUUAAUUUGAUGGUCUGGAACUGUACUAUACCCGGUAAAGCUGGGACUGAUUGGGAGGGUGGUUUUUAUCCCCUCACCCUUAAUUUCACUGAAGAUUAUCCAAGCAAGCCACCAAAGUGCAAAUUCCCCCAAGGGUUCUUUCACCCCAAUGUUUACCCGUCUGGAACCGUUUGUCUAUCAAUCCUCAAUGAAGACAGUGGUUGGAGACCCGCAAUUACGGUUAAACAAAUUCUAGUGGGUAUCCAGGAUUUGCUGGACACUCCGAACCCUGCUGAUCCUGCUCAAACCGAGGGAUAUCAUCUCUUUAUUCAGGAUACUGUGGAAUACAAGAAACGAGUUCGCCAGCAAGCGAAGUCAUACCCCUCUCCUGUCUAGAUGCAAUCCAUGGUUCUGGUUUCAUGUAGAUCUGACAUGUUAAUGAAUUUGUUUUCUAUUGAUUUGCAAAACCAUCAUUCAACAACGCGUAUUUGGUUCUGAUUAAACAUGUUUAAUGGGUUUCCGAGUUACUAACUUUCUGUUUAUUUAUGAGUGGAUUUACAAGCAAUAUAUAUUAGUUUCGGAGUUCAUUUGAA